AUGGACGACACAAGAAAUAGCGAAGGCAAAAUCGAUGCAGUAUUAAACAUAUGUAACAUUUUACCUGCACGACUCUUUGAAGAAACAAUAAUAAUAUUGUCAAAAAUAGACAAAAAUUUAACAAAUAAUAUAUUAAUAAAUAAGGAAGGCCCAAUUAAAAUUAAAUUUGAUAAUAAAGAAAAAAAAUAUUUUUUAGGUAAUAUGUUUAAUAAGGAAAAAGAAUCAUAUAGAUCUCCAUAUACAAAUUUAUAUUAUCCAGAAAAUUUUCCCAAUGGUUAUAUACCAUCUGAACCUUUAAGAAGUUUAGAAAUAUUAUAUAAUGAAAUAUUUGAAAGAUAUCGAAAAGCUUAUUAUAUAAAUGGUUUAUCAUCUGUUUAUUUAUGGCCUAAUCCAAUAGAAGAUGGGUUUGUUGCAUGUUUUAUGAUAAAAAAAAAAGAAAAUUAUAGUAAUAAUACAUAUAUGGAUUGGGAAGGUACACAUUUAAUACAGGUAAAUAUAACCCACUCAAUUAUACAUUAUCAAAUAUCUACAACUUUAAAUAUUUCUAUAGUUCAAAAAAAUGAAACUAUAUUGUCUGCUUCUGUUAAUAAAGUUUUAGAAAAUCCAAAAAAAAUAUCAGAUAUUAAUUUAAUAAAAGAUAAAUUUUUUCAUAUAGAAAAUAUGGGGAAAAUAAUUGAGGGUAUUGAAAACUCCCUCAGAAAAAGUAUCGAAUAUAUAUAUCUGUCUAAAAUUAAUGAAAAUUUAAAUUCCCUUAGAUAUAAUGAUUUAUUAUACAAUAAUAAAAAUUAUCAUAAAAUAAAGAGCUUAGAAAGCAUUUCAAGUGAUAUAAAAUUUUCAAAAGGUAAUAUACAAAAUGAGCUAAAGUCUAAAUUAAAAAAAAAAAAUCUGAACGGGGGAACAGAAUAUCUCCUUAAUACUUAG
Messenger RNA from Plasmodium vinckei vinckei, 921 nucleotides. Its product is annotated as F-actin-capping protein subunit beta, putative. Gene Ontology annotation, molecular function: actin filament binding. Bases 1 to 921 code for a protein of 306 amino acids. Gene Ontology annotation, biological process: barbed-end actin filament capping; cell morphogenesis. The transcript has a single exon. The record is from RefSeq and is a predicted model, not a curated record. Gene Ontology annotation, cellular component: F-actin capping protein complex. Lineage: Eukaryota; Apicomplexa; Aconoidasida; Haemosporida; Plasmodiidae.